Molecule: messenger RNA, 1941 nt
Organism: Phlebotomus papatasi
Lineage: Eukaryota; Metazoa; Arthropoda; Insecta; Diptera; Psychodidae
Product: histidine-rich glycoprotein-like
Exons: 4
Coding region: 122-1609 (495 amino acids)
Source: RefSeq, a predicted model, not a curated record
UUUGGUAUAAAAGCGCCCGGUGAAUGUAGCAAAAUGCACAGUGUUUGAACAGUCCUAGAUCAGUCUAGGAGGUUGAAGUCAGUUUUGUGAAUUGAGGUGAAAUACAUAGAAAUUUUCAAUUAUGAAGUGCUUGUUGAUUGCUCUGGUCACCAUUGCGGUGGUGCAGGCUAACGUCAUCUCCACCCAGUACCAUGCUCAAGAUGGCCACAAUGGAUACAGUUAUGGAUAUUCGUAUCCGAAUACCGAGAAGGAAGAGACAGCUUCUCAUGAUCGCGUUAAGGGAGAUUACAAGAUCUCUGGCAAACAUGGAGAUUUCCACAGUGAAGUGAGCUAUGAUUUUCCUCAGGAACAUCACGAGCAUCAUCAUCACCAUGAAGAUUCUCAUGGAUUCCAUCAUGAGCAUGCUAAACCCUUUUCUUACUCCUUCGUAUCCGUUCAUCCAGAACAGCAUCAUCAUCAUCAGCUUCAUCAGCAUCACCAAGAACAGCACCAGCAGAAUCACUACAACUCCCAUCAUCUAUACAAGCGAUCCCUGUGGCACCACAACAAUAACCAUCAGCAGCAUUUGACUCACAAUGAGCCAUCCCAUCAUUUCACCCAUGAGGAACAUCAACACAAGUGGACUGGCCCCAUUCAUGUUCCUGUGAUCAAGAAUGGCGUGCCCACUGAGAGCCCAGAAGUUCAGGCUGCUAGGCAUAACCAUGUCCAGAAACUGGUAGAGGCUCGUCAGCACUCCAGCCACGCUGAACAUGCUCAUGGAUGGGAAGACAACCAUCAGCAACAUCAUGACAGUCAUUUCUCUUCCCAUUUUCAACAUCAUCAUGAACCUAAAUGGACUGGUCCCGUUCAUGUCCCAGUCAUUGAGCAUGGAGUUCCAACUGAGACCCCUGAAGUGAAGCAUGCUAAGGUGAGCUUUUACACAAAGCUCGCUGAAGCUAAGCUCCACUCCGCUCACUCUGGACAUUCCGACUAUGACCACCAUCACGGUUCCGACUACGAUGAUCAUCAUCAAACCCGUUGGACCGGACCCAUCCACGUUCCAGUGAUUGAGCAUGGUGUUCCCACUGAGACACCCGAAGUUCGUCAUGCUAAGGCUCAUCUCGCAGCCAAGCAUGCUCAGGCUCAUCAUUCUGGACAUAACCACUAUGAAGGAAAUCACUACGCCCAACACUACGACCAUCACGACAACAAUGAGGCUCACUGGACCGGUCCUACUCACAAUCCAGUUAUUGUUCAUGGAGUGCCCACUGAAACUCCAGAGGUGCGUCAUGCUAAGGCCCACCUUGCAGCUAAACACGCUGAACAUCAAAAACACGCCGUUCACUCAUACGGAACCUGGGACCAAGACAACCACUACGCUCACGACUACCAUCAUUCCAACGAACACCGCUGGACCGGACCUAUCCAUGUUCCAGUAAUUAAGCACGGUGUUCCUACUGAAACCCCUGAAGUUCGCCACGCUAAGGCUCAUCUCUUCAACAAGCACGCCGAGGCCAAGAGUCAUCCUGACUAUCAUUCUCAUGAUGACAAAUACAACAACGACCACCACCACGCCUACGCACAGGCCAGCCAUGAAGUAGGAUGGCACCAGAGCCAUAAGCACUAUUAAGACGAACUUGCACUCCUGUUGGGGAAAUGUAUUUUCACCUCAAUUUCCUACACAACAACUUCAUCAUUCACUGUCCUAUCAUGUUCCCCAUUUGGCAUUCCGAUCUGGAAGUCAGUGUCAAUUGGGAAAGAUGAUAUUUGAGGAUUUUCCGGAAAAUUACUCUCACCAAAUUUAAGAUGACCAAAGCAAAAACCCGGACUAUGUUAGAAUUAAGUAAAUGAAGUUCAGGAAGUAUUCAUCGCAGAUUUGAAAUAUCUCUUGGAAGAAAACUACCUGCACCAAAUACUGUGAACAUACCAAAAUCGAGCAAUAAAGAUAGAAUUCUAUAUAAA